GUUUGGGGGUUGCUAUUAAAGCUCUUUGGUUGACCACGUGGAUGCUCUGCCUCAGCCUGUGACGAAAGGAAAGAGAAACAGAUCAGUCAGUCUAAGAAGAGUCGGCUUCCUCAUCCCAUGAGCUGGUUCCUGGCCUCCUGUCUGGAAGCAGAUAAAGGUAUCGAACCAACUGGCCCUUUGAUUGUCAUUUCUGCUGACCUGGAAACACUUUACAGGGAGAUUAGCUUCCAUAAGUCAUUUAUUUCCUUCUUCUUGCUAUUUGUAAACUUCCUCAGGUUGGGGAUUAUUCUGCUUUGCAGAAAUUAUCUGCUUGGAGCCAUGCAUAAUUUAUAACAAUCUCUGGCAAAACCUCAGAAAAAAGAUAUGCUCUUGUCUCAGGCGGAUGUCAGAGGCUGUGGCAAAACCCAGUGAAAACACUCCCAGGCGCCAGUGGCUCCAGCAGAGGGACAGCCUCUGGAAGCCGUCUUCUCCAAGGACUAUGACCCAGUUAGGAAAGAGAAAAGAGCUCCAAGCAGAGCACAGGCAACAGUGAAAUCAGAGAGGGGCUCUUUAAAGAACGCAGCUGGACUCUGCGUGAACACUAUCCUGCUGGACUGUGAAAAGCUUUCAACUUGGGUCCAAGCAAAGGGACAGGAAAUGGCCCAUGAAGUGAAUCUGGAUUCCCUCAAGGAGUUAGAGCGGGAAGUCAUCCUGCAGGUCCUCUACCGAGAUCGGACUGUGCGAAGCAUAGAGGAGGAAAGGAUACGGAGACUGAAGACGCACCUGCAGCAUCUCCGGUGGCGAGGGGCGAAAGGCCCCAGCCGCGAGUACAAGGACAAGUGCUGUGCGCGCUGCCAGCGGGCGCUGGGGCUGCUGCUGAACCGGGGCGCCGUGUGCCAGGGCUGCAGCCACCGCGUGUGCUCCGAGUGCCGCGUGUUCCUGCGCAGGACCCGCGCCUGGAGGUGCACCAUGUGCUUCGAGGACAGAAAUGUGAAAACAAAAACUGGAGAAUGGUUCUUUGAGGAACGAGCCAAGAAAUUUCCAACUGAAGGCAAACGGGAGACAGCUGGGGCAAAGCUCCUGCAAUCUUAUCAGAAGCUGAGCACAAUCUCCGUGGUUCCUCCUACUCCGCCUCCGCUCAGUGAGAGCCAGUGCAGCGGCAGCCAUGGCAGGUUACAGGAACUUGGUCAGUUUAAAGGAUUUAAUAAGUCCAUGGAAAAUUUGUUUCUGUCUGUUGCCACCCACAUGAAAAAGCUUUCCAAGUCCCAGAAUGACAUGACCUCUGAGAAGCAUCUUCUAGCCACGAGCCCCAGGCAGUGUGCAGGCCAGAAGGAGAGACGGAGCCAGUCAGACACUGCUGUCAACGUCACCACCAGGAAGGUCAGCACACCAGAUAUUCUAAAAUUUCUCCAUCAAGAAGAUCCCAAACACUCAACUGGCCCUGUAUUGAAGCAAAAGAUUCUUCCAUCCAUUUCAACUCCCACCACCUUGUUCUCUGGAGGCAUGAGACAUGGAAGUAUAAUUAGCCUUAACAGCACUUGCACAGAGAUGGGUAAUUUUGACAACGCUAAUGUCACUGGAGAAGUAGAAUUUGCCAUUCGUUAUUGCUUCGAAACUCAUUGUUUAGAAAUAUGCAUCAAAACCUGUAAGAACCUUGCCUAUGGAGAAGAAAAGAAGAAAAAGUGCAAUCCGUAUGUAAAGACGUACCUGCUGCCUGACAGGUCCUCUCAGGGGAAGCGCAAGACUGGUGUCCAGAAGAACACACUGGACCCAACCUUUCAGGAGACCUUGAAGUACCAGGUGGAUCCUGCCCAGCUGGUGACCCGGCAGCUGCUGGUCUCCGUGUGGCACCUGGGCACACUUGCCCGAAGGGUGUUCCUUGGAGAAGUGAUUGUUCCUCUGGCCACGUGGGACUUUGAAGACAGUGCAACACAGUCUUUCCACUGGUAUCCACUCCAAGCCAAGGCUGAAAAAUAUGAAAGUAGUGUUCCUCAGAAUAAUGGCGAACUUGCUGUUCGGGCCAAACUAGUCCUUCCUACAGAGCCUAGAAAGCUCCAGGAGGCUCAAGAAGGAGAUCAGCUAUCACUUAAUGGCCAACUCUGUUUGGUAGUGCUCGGAGCCAAGAAUUUACCUGUGCGGUCAGAUGGUACCUUAAAUUCAUUUGUUAAAGGCUGCCUCACUCUGCCAGACCAACAAAAACUGCGUCUGAAGUCCCCGGUGCUGAAGAAACAAGCGUGUCCCCAGUGGAAACACUCCUUUGUGUUCAAUGGUGUGACCAGGUCUCAGCUGAGACAGGCAAGCUUGGAAUUAACCGUGUGGGACCAGGCCAUUUUUGGAAUGAAUGAUCGCUUGCUGGGGGGAGCCAGACUUGGUUCAAAGGGAGAUGCAGUUGGUGGCACAGAUUUAUGUUCACAAUCAAAGCUUCAAUGGCAGAAAGUUCUUUCUAGCCCCAACUUAUGGACAGAUAUGACACUUACCCUGCACUGAAGUGAAGCCUCAAAGCUCCAGGCUACAGUGAGUGUGCUGGAAAUGCUGCGCGCCUGAGAGUUAGCGGGGUGGGAUCACCACUGGACAAGACCCUCAGGAUUACACACUCCACCCGAGUUACGUGUCAAUGCCUAAAAUAUCCAUCAUAUCUGUAAUUCAACAGAGCAAUUAUCAGUAUGACAUAAAUCACUCUGAGAUUACUGUUUUUUGAAGGUUGUGGAAAAUGGCCAGAUUUCAAUAAAUGUUCAACAGUU
Molecule: messenger RNA, 2720 nt
Organism: Cavia porcellus (domestic guinea pig)
Lineage: Eukaryota; Metazoa; Chordata; Mammalia; Rodentia; Caviidae
Gene: Sytl3
Product: synaptotagmin like 3
Exons: 16
Coding region: 637-2466 (609 amino acids)
Biological process (GO): intracellular protein transport; exocytosis
Cellular component (GO): exocytic vesicle; plasma membrane
Molecular function (GO): neurexin family protein binding; small GTPase binding
Source: RefSeq, a predicted model, not a curated record